AUGGAUGCGAGGGAAAGGAGAAACACCGCAGUCAUGGAACGACAGGGUAGUUUGCAUGACUCUAGAAAGGAUGACGGUGCGCAGCAGUCCGGUGUACCACGUCACAGGCUGAUGGUGCGCACCUCGGACAAGGGAUGGCCGUACUCGUGGAAGGAGGAUGAAUCCACUCGUGGCUGCUACGUGAACUGUGAGGUGGAGCGAGUGUGGCAGAUCGUCAAGGGCGAUCUAACCGCGUGGUCCAGCAGUCACGGUGAGGCCGACUUUGGGCCUGAGCGGCGUGUGUUGAUUGGGACGCCCGGGAUCGGGAAGUCGAUGAAUGCCGGCUCGUACCUCCUCUACCAGCUGCUGCACUGCGAUGCGGAGCAGCUCCCAAUGGUUGUUUACUUUAUUGCGGAUCGAACAUUCUUGUUUGACAAGACCAGCAGGACGGUGUCGACAUACAUGGGCGACUCCAGUAAUGCGUCUGUCGUGAGGAGUCUUUCUGAACGUGGGAUGAAGGGGUAUAUUAUUUACGAUGUGGCAGAGCCGGAUGGUGCACCGUCUGGUGAUUUGCCUCCCAGGGGAUGGGGCAUGGUUUUGGUGUCACCCCCACUCGAGAGGAACUACAAACAAUGGGUGAAGUGGGGCGAUGCCACAAAAAUAGUUAUGAAUUGCCCUGGUGAAAGCGAUGUGAAGGCGAUGUGCGUUUGGAUGAGGCGCCAUCAGCCCGUGCGGGAGCAAGCGGAGUACUGGCAUGUGGUGAAGGGCCAAAUGGAUGAAGUGGGACCUAUUCCACGUUAUAUCUUUGACGAGCGAAAGUAUUAUAAUUGGGUUCAACGGUGUCACAAGAUCGUCGAUGAGGCGACCUCUUCUGUAAUCUUGCAAUACAGUGGUUUGGGACGUGGUGGAUCCUGGGAUCAUAUGAAGGUGCUCUACUGGCUUGCGAGGGUUGUCCGAGUACGAGGUGAAAAUUCCGGUUCUGAAUUUUUUUUCAAUUUACCGGUGUCUGCUUACCUCGGAAAUAAAACAUUAUUCAAGUCGGCGAAGUUAAUGCAGCAGCAUUAUUUUAAUUUACUCAUAUCGGGGCUGACGGAUUAUCUCAUACCAGAAAAUUUUGGAAGGUGCACCGUGUUUGCAUUUUUGAAUGGAUCUUUUGUGCGUGCAAUAGAAUGCAGACUGAGGGAGCUGAGGCCAUCACCACAACGUCAGUCCCACCGCUGUGCGCUGGCGGUGUACUCACAGGAGCGCUCCGCCAGGCACCAUGUCUUACCGCCACUGGAACACGUUUCUGAGAGGAUUGAUGUGGAGUGCGGGGUGCUGUACGUAACGGAGGUGGAAAACUUUCCGCUGGUGGACGCCUUUUUCUUUGUGAAGUCAAAUCCAAUGGCGCUGGUUGGGCUGCGGAUGGCUACGGCGGGUGAGCACCGCACCACAACCAGCACUGUGAGACAGUUCACUGAGUAUCUGGCGGAAUAUUUUAAUGGUUGGGACGAGUUGUCCCGAAAACUGUCGUGGGAGAUGAUUUACGUGCAGCACGCAGACAGCACGCCGAUGAAUGACUGGCAGAGAUGUGAUGUCGUCAAUCUCGAUAGUGUGAGCGGCGCGGACAACAAUGAAAUUGCGGCGUUCUGGAACGAAAAGGUACGCCAGUACCAAGUGUCAAUAUCAUCCGAAGACGCCCCAAGAAGGCCUUAG
Molecule: messenger RNA, 1674 nt
Organism: Trypanosoma cruzi
Lineage: Eukaryota; Euglenozoa; Kinetoplastea; Trypanosomatida; Trypanosomatidae
Product: retrotransposon hot spot (RHS) protein, putative
Exons: 1
Coding region: 1-1674 (557 amino acids)
Source: RefSeq, a predicted model, not a curated record